This is a messenger RNA of Strigops habroptila (Kakapo), 2384 nucleotides long. RefSeq names its product charged multivesicular body protein 4B (gene CHMP4B). The record is from RefSeq and is a predicted model, not a curated record. Gene Ontology annotation, biological process: late endosome to vacuole transport via multivesicular body sorting pathway; vesicle budding from membrane. The transcript has 5 exons. NCBI's taxonomy places the organism in Eukaryota, Metazoa, Chordata, Aves, Psittaciformes, Psittacidae. Gene Ontology annotation, cellular component: cytoplasmic side of plasma membrane; ESCRT III complex; multivesicular body. Bases 220 to 903 code for a protein of 227 amino acids.
GCCCGCGGCGCAGCGCGGCUGCCGCGGGGCACGCCGGGAGCUGUAUGCGGGGGGCGGAGGGGCGGGCUCAGGCGGGCGGGGUCGCGGAGCCCUGCGGGAGAGCGGCGGCGGCGGCGGCGGCGGCGGGUCCGGGAGCGGCGCGUACCGGGGCUCACGGCCGUCCUCGCAGCCCCCGCCUCACACAGCGGCCUCGGCGGCCCGGCCGGGCGCGGUGCAGCCAUGUCGGGGCUCCUGGGGAAGCUGUUCGGGACGGGCGCCGGCGGGAAGGGCGCCGGGAAAGGCCCGUCCCCGCAGGAGGCGAUCCAGCGGCUCCGCGACACGGAGGAGAUGCUCAGCAAGAAGCAGGAGUUCCUGGAGAAGAAGAUCGAGCAGGAGCUGGCGGCCGCCCGCAAGCACGGCACCAAGAACAAGCGCGCUGCUCUUCAGGCCCUGAAGCGUAAGAAGAGGUACGAGAAGCAGCUUGCACAGAUAGAUGGCACGUUAUCAACAAUUGAAUUUCAGAGGGAAGCCCUUGAGAAUGCCAACACGAACACUGAAGUGCUUAAGAACAUGGGAUUUGCUGCUAAAGCUAUGAAAGCUGCUCAUGACAACAUGGAUAUUGAUAAAGUAGAUGAAUUAAUGCAGGACAUUGCAGAACAGCAAGAGCUGGCAGAUGAGAUUUCAACAGCCAUCUCGAAGCCAGUAGGAUUUGGGGAAGAAUUUGAUGAGGAUGAACUCAUGGCAGAACUAGAGGAACUAGAACAAGAAGAACUAGACAAAAACCUGCUGGAAAUAAGUGGUCCCGAGACAGUACCACUACCAAAUGUGCCCUCAAUAUCAAUACCAUCAAAGCCAGCCAAGAAGAAAGAGGAAGAGGAGGAUGAUGACAUGAAAGAGCUGGAAGCUUGGGCAGGAACCAUGUAACCACAGCAGUAACUGCCUGCAAAAGACUUUGAUUACCUAUUCUGGGUGCAAAUGUGUUGUGUUGAGGAGAAAGCAUAAGCAAAAUGUCUUUAUCUUUAAUUUUAACCCAAAGCAGUGGGAACUGCAUUGCUGUUUUCUGCGUAGCAUGGUCUGCACAAAGGAAAGAGAGGGGAGCAGAGGGAAUUGCCUGCGGUUUAUACGGUUGAAUUGCUGUAAAAAGGUCUUUGCAAAAUCAAAACAUUCAGCUUUUGGACUGUGCUACUGCCACUGCUGGAUCUUCAUCUGCAAAGUUUGGGCCAUAUUGAAUUGAAGUAAGCUGAAAAAAAGAACACUCUGUCAUUUUAAGUCAGUUUAAGUGUGUCUAGAAGUCUCGUGAGGCAUUUACAAACCAGGACAAGUCGUAAGUCACCAUCGGCUUCUUAUUGUGUUUAGGUGCAAGAAUGCUUUAGGUUUUUAGUUCUUUGCAAGUUCUAUUUAUAUCCCUUGACUGAUGUGUGGCCAGCCUUGUGUUUGUCACUGCAACAACCUAGUCACUACUCCCAUUUCAAUUGGUGAGGAGGCUUUGCAAUCGGCAGAUGCUAUCUUGGAAGUAGGGAAGGUUUCAGUUUCAGUUGUACAUUUUUCUACCUAGCACUACAAUGUUGAUUGCUUUUUUGUGAUAAUUCAUAACCCAUUCAGAUACAUGCACACAAUUAUUUUAAUUAAGAAACUACUAUGGAUUGCACUGUAUUAAAUAUCUCGAUUAAUUUUCACUUGGUGCUACUGGUGUCAGUUCUUUCGUGGUGUUUAAUCUGACCGUAAGUUACCUGCAGUUUGGCCUCUUUCUACACAUGUAACAUGGUCUUUAAAGCUAGUUGGUUGUGUGUACUACACUUGUAUAAAACUACAGUCUUAGCUGAGUAACACUGCCAGAGGGCUGCUUCACCUGGUUUAUUGUAAUAACACUCUGGUCCCCCAUGUCAAAAUGCCCACACUAAGAAGUCAAAGCUGAAUUAAUAGUAUAAGCAACAGGUUUAGGAUAGAGCUGGGAGCUUCAGCUUUGUGUUUUUCGUCAGCAAUGGUAUCUUUGUGCUAACAAAUGUAUUUUAAAGCAGUGGUAUUACAGGAGUUCUGGGUGAGCAUCUCAAGUGCAGUGAAGUGUCUUAAUAGAAGUGCUCAGGUGUAGCUGGGAGAGGAAAAGAAAUCCCAUAAGCACUGUUAAUGCUUUUAAGGUUACUGCUGUUGCUACUCAGAAGCUGUAAGUGAUGGGGGCACCAAGUGGCAGCCCGGCUGUGCCUGGGCUGUGCUUUCCUUCCUGCUCAUUUAGCCAACUGCUGUAACUAAAGAAAGAACCUGUUGUGCACAGCAAGGGGCAGAUGCUGUGAUGGGUGCGUGUUGUGAUUCCCGUUUACUUUUAGCCAGGCAGCUGGAACAGCCUUAUUCUUUACAGCCUGUUUGUUCGGGAUUGUUUUAAUAAAUGACAGAGUGGUUUCUUAAUCCUA